Linum trigynum is the source of this 288-nucleotide messenger RNA. Lineage: Eukaryota; Viridiplantae; Streptophyta; Magnoliopsida; Malpighiales; Linaceae. The record is from the annotation of a GenBank genome assembly.
AUGAUCCUGAGUGCUCUCUCCUCUCUCCUGACGCUUAGCCGCUCCGUCGGCCGGAUAAUUUGUUCGGUGAUGCUGGAUAUGAUAGCUGCGAGUCUGCGUAAUCAAGGAGAGGAUGCGAUCCGGGGGAAGUUCAACUGUGCUGCCAACGACACUGACUACCAAGGAGAGGGUAGGGUCGGCGAAAGAUCGGAAGAUCUGGAUGAAGGGUUGAUUGUUCACCCAGGGAGAUGGAGGUAUUGGCCAUACAAUCUCAAUACCAUUCCCCCGCCCUGCAACACGAAAGAGUGA